Chenopodium quinoa (quinoa) is the source of this 987-nucleotide messenger RNA. RefSeq names its product umecyanin-like. The transcript has 2 exons. NCBI's taxonomy places the organism in Eukaryota, Viridiplantae, Streptophyta, Magnoliopsida, Caryophyllales, Amaranthaceae. Gene Ontology annotation, cellular component: plasma membrane. The coding region runs from base 57 to 596 and encodes 179 amino acids. The record is from RefSeq and is a predicted model, not a curated record. Gene Ontology annotation, molecular function: electron transfer activity.
UCAACCUGUUAAAGGCUUUUGAACAGGUUAAGAUUUAAAUUUUGCUGGUAGAAAAGAUGGUUGUGAUACGCAUCGCAUUGCCGUUGGUGGUUUUAAUGUGCUGCGUUUUGCUGCAAUCUACUAGCGCAUUGAUUCAUGUUGUUGGAGGAACUGAUGGUUGGGAAAUACCCCCUAAUGUCACCUUCUUUGCAAAUUGGGCUAAGCCUAGAACUUUUGGGGUUGGUGAUAAAUUAGUGUUUCCAUACAGAAUGGGAGCACACAACGUGCUACAAGUAUCAAAGGCAGACUAUGACAAUUGUGGUCAUGACAAUGUAAUAAACAUGUUCUACAAAGGACCAACCGUAGUCCAGCUCAACGCCACCGGCGACUACUACUUCUACAGCAGCGUUGGGACUCACUGCGAGCUCGGCCAGAAGCUACACGUUCACGUCGUCCCUGGCAAGGGUUACUCCGGUCGUGGCCGCCACUUCCUCGAAGUUUUUUCCCAUGCUCUUACUCCCUCUUCUCCUCAUGCUCCCAACUCUGCCUCUAGCGCCACUUAUAUUUCUUUCUUGGGCUUGCUCUCUUCUUUUUUGCUGGUUGUGCUUCUCAUAUGAUCACUCAAUUAUAAGACAUGCAUGAGUUUAUAGCCAUGAAAUACAUGGUUUUUUUUUUUUUUUUUUUAAUUAUAAAUUUUCUUUUGUAAAUCCAGUCACAUUUGUUUAUGUUGGUACGUACAUGAAUGAGUUCAGUUUAUGUUAGUAGAUUAAUUUGGUGCAAUUUUAUUGCAAAUGGUCAGAGAAUUGUAAUUUUGGUUUUGACACAAGUCUAUUUUUUGCUAUAGAAAAGUGGGAAGAUGUGUAAUAUUGAUGUUGUUGUAUGAGAAUAUGUUGCAUUGCAUUGUACUCUCUAGAUCCCAUAAUUAUAGAUUAUUAUUUAUAAAUUGAAAGUGAAACUAGCUAAUAUCACAAUGUGCUUAUUUGUUACACACGAAUAAAAUUAAAUGCU